AUUCUCUAUGUAGUCAGUUCGGCCAGCAACAAGAAACAACGAGAUCUUAUACGAAGUACAUGGGGAAGUCCUGUGUUGUUUGCAAAUAAUUUAACAAGAAUCAUCUUUCUCGUCGGUACGCCUUCUGAUGAUGCCAUUAAGAAACAGUUAGAUGAAGAAUUCAACAUCCACAAAGACAUUGUGCAGGGUGAUUUCGAAGAGAAAGAUAAAUCUGACACAAAGAAAUCAGUGCUUGGGUUGAAAUGGAUUAGUGAACACUGCCAAGAAGCCAAAUUUGCCUUAAAAGCAAACGACAAUGCAUUUAUAAAUGUUUUUGGUAUGAUCUCAAUGAUGGAGACUAUAUUUGGAAACAACAGAACUAUACUCUGCCCCCUGUGGGGAGAAAACACGAUGCCCAUUCUGAGGGAUCCCCAAAAAUGUGGGGGUUACUGCGUCAAGGAGGAGGAUUUUCCAGGCCAGAAAUUCUUCCCCCAGUACUGUGCAGGUGUAGGUUAUUGCUUCAGUGCCUCAUUAGCCAAAGAACUUUAUGAAGUUUCACAAAAGACCGAGUCGUUCUGGAUUGAAGAUGUUUACACGACUGGAGUAUUAGUGCCUAAAUUA
Messenger RNA from Helobdella robusta, 600 nucleotides. RefSeq lists its product as hypothetical. The record is from RefSeq and is a predicted model, not a curated record. Gene Ontology annotation, molecular function: hexosyltransferase activity. The annotation marks the transcript as partial. NCBI's taxonomy places the organism in Eukaryota, Metazoa, Annelida, Clitellata, Rhynchobdellida, Glossiphoniidae. Gene Ontology annotation, cellular component: membrane. The transcript has a single exon.